CGGGCGCCCAGAGACGCGGCUGGGGCCCGCGCGGCCCGGGCGCGGUCCCUGGUCAGGGCUGCCCGGCCCCGGCCCCGGGCCACCCGCGCUCCCCAUGAAAAACCAGCUCCGCGGCCCCCCAGUGCGGGCGCCCAUGUCGGCCUCGGGGGCGUCGGCGGCUGGGGGAACCGGGGCGGGGUUGGAGCCCGGUGCGGGGUCCGGCGCGGGCACCGGGGCGGGAGCAGUGACGGGUGCGGGGGCCAUGCCUUGCAAGAGCGCCGAGUGGCUACAGGAGGAGUUGGAAGCGCGCGGCGGCGCGUCCCUGCUGCUGCUCGACUGCCGGCCGCACGAGCUCUUCGAGUCGUCGCACAUCGAGACGGCCAUCAACCUGGCCAUCCCGGGCCUCAUGCUGCGCCGCCUGCGCAAGGGCAACCUGCCUAUCCGCUCCAUCAUCCCCAACCACGCCGACAAGGAGCGCUUCGCCACGCGUUGCAAAGCGGCCACCGUGCUGCUCUACGACGAGGCCACGGCCGAGUGGCAGCCAGAGCCCGGCGCACCCGCCUCGGUGCUUGGCCUGCUCUUGCAAAAGCUGCGCGACGACGGCUGCCAGGCCUACUACCUCCAAGGUGGUUUCAACAAGUUCCAGACAGAGUACUCCGAGCACUGCGAGACCAACGUGGACAGCUCGUCCUCGCCCAGCGGCUCGCCACCCACCUCAGUGCUGGGCCUGGGGGGCCUCCGUAUCAGCUCAGACUGCUCGGACGGUGAGUCAGACCGAGAGCUGCCCAGCAGUGCCACCGAGUCGGACGGCAGCCCUGUGCCAUCGAGCCAACCGGCCUUCCCUGUCCAGAUCCUGCCCUACCUCUACCUCGGCUGCGCCAAGGACUCCACCAACCUGGACGUGCUCGGCAAGUACGGCAUCAAAUACAUCCUCAACGUCACACCCAACCUGCCCAACGCCUUUGAGCACGGGGGCGAGUUCACCUACAAGCAGAUCCCCAUCUCCGACCACUGGAGCCAGAACCUCUCCCAGUUCUUCCCUGAGGCCAUCAGCUUCAUCGACGAGGCCCGCUCCAAGGAGUGUGGUGUCCUGGUACACUGCCUGGCCGGAAUCAGCCGCUCCGUGACGGUCACGGUGGCCUACCUGAUGCAGAAGAUGAACCUGUCACUCAAUGACGCCUAUGACUUUGUCAAGAGGAAAAAGUCCAACAUCUCACCCAAUUUCAACUUUAUGGGGCAGCUGCUGGACUUUGAGCGGACGCUGGGGCUGAGCAGCCCGUGCGACAACCACACCCCCAGCGAGCAGCUCUACUUCUCCACGCCCACCAACCACAACCUGUUCCCACUCAACACCCUGGAGUCCACGUGAGGCCAGGGGCACCGGUGGGCUGGGUGCCGGCUCCUCCCCCACCCUCCACAGGGCCGCGUGGGCGAGCCUGUCCUGCUGUGUCUGUCCUAAGGGACCUGGACGUCGCCUGGAUCCAGGCUGACAAGUGGCCGAGCUGCCCUUACCAUCCUGGGUGGGCGGAGCCCACGGCAAGGCCUCCGUCUGCAGGACUUUCUGGAGCAGCCGCCGGCGCUCAGACACGGCUGUGGGGGGUCCAGCGGAACCUCAUCCUUGGCCCAGGACACUCCAUUCUGCUGAGGCCCAGUCAGUUUGGCUGUUUUUUAAAGACAUCCACGGACCUGAGUUUACGUUUUACUUUCGGCAGGUAAAUCCAAGCUCCCUGGAGCAGUGUUCACAUUCUGAUUGUUCUUUUUUAAAUGAAAAGUGUUAUUUUCAGGCUACA
Messenger RNA from Rhinolophus ferrumequinum (greater horseshoe bat), 1769 nucleotides. RefSeq names its product dual specificity phosphatase 7 (gene DUSP7). Gene Ontology annotation, biological process: protein dephosphorylation; negative regulation of MAPK cascade. Bases 95 to 1348 code for a protein of 417 amino acids. The record is from RefSeq and is a predicted model, not a curated record. The transcript is spliced from 3 exons. NCBI's taxonomy places the organism in Eukaryota, Metazoa, Chordata, Mammalia, Chiroptera, Rhinolophidae. Gene Ontology annotation, cellular component: cytoplasm; cytosol. Gene Ontology annotation, molecular function: protein tyrosine/threonine phosphatase activity; MAP kinase tyrosine/serine/threonine phosphatase activity.